This is a messenger RNA of Wallemia mellicola CBS 633.66, 2839 nucleotides long. RefSeq lists its product as hypothetical. Gene Ontology annotation, cellular component: plasma membrane; cytosol; cytoplasm. The record is from RefSeq and is a predicted model, not a curated record. The transcript has 3 exons. Gene Ontology annotation, molecular function: ubiquitin protein ligase binding; protein-macromolecule adaptor activity. Gene Ontology annotation, biological process: ubiquitin-dependent endocytosis. NCBI's taxonomy places the organism in Eukaryota, Fungi, Basidiomycota, Wallemiomycetes, Wallemiales, Wallemiaceae. The coding region runs from base 55 to 2676 and encodes 873 amino acids.
UCCGAGGAGCAAGUCCCCAGGAGAUCUCUAUACAAUCAACUCGGAUUAAUUCAAAUGGCUCCCAUAUGGAGUAAUCUCUCACGAUCAUCAUCUAGAACUGAUGUACCCUCACUUAGCAGCUCUCUACCCUCGAACGUACCUACACCAACUAGGAGACCAUCCGCAGACGCACAAGGUCCCUCCAAGAUAGAAAUAGAACCCGAGCAUGAAACUGUCGUAUUACGAGGUUUACCAGGUGAUAGCACUCCUUUCGUACUCCGUGGUGCCGUCAAAUUACACCUUAGCCACUCUACGGAGUUCAAAGAUAUCACUAUCCAAAUAUCAGGAAAAUGUAGAACUAAUUUACAAGAUAGACACCGUACUUCCACCGUCAACGACACUCAUAUCCUCAUCGAUGAAAAGAAAUCCGUCAUGACGAAAGCUGGAAAGCACCACCAAACACUCGGUGCAGGUAGACACACCUUCCAAUUUGAAUUCGAUUUACAUUCUGAAUUACCAGCAUCCUUCCAAUUAGUUAGCGGGGCCGCUUCUAUCAAGUAUAAACUUAAAGCUCACGCAUAUAGACCACAAAUUAUCCACAAAGACUUAUAUAACUCUCUGCCGAUCACUCUUUUGCAUGGUUUACCUUCAGAGGCCCUCGAGUUUUCGCAAACACUCGAUAUCGAGAACACAUGGCCAAAGAAGAUCAUGUAUGCGAUCACUUUACCUCACAAGGUUUUCGCUGCUGGUGAAUCGAUUCCCAUCUCAAUAAAGUUUACACCGUUGACAAAAGGCGUCAAAGUCACCCAAUUGACUACAAUCGUCAAGGAAUACGCUGAAACCCAGGGCAAAUUUAACAAACAAGAAGAUAACAGGAUGGUCACAACAGCUAGACACCAGUUUUCACCUGAUGGUGAGCCUAUACCUGUAGAGAUGCCUUUAUUCAGCAAAAGAACUGAUACGAAUGCCAUGUCGUCUCCUGGAACUAGAUCUGUACCUACAAGUCCUGCAGCAAGACCACAGUCAAAUUCAAACCUUGAAUCUGUUCGUUCGUUGGAUUUAUCAAAUCCUUCCUCAACUGGAGAAAGUAAUGAAAACCCAAGCUGGCGCAGACCACUUAGGAGGGCCAUGGUUGGUUGGUCGGAUAACGAUCCGAGAUUAGCUGAAGGACCAGAAGACUUAACUGAACUCAAUGAUGGUGAAGUCGACAGUGUGAUCAACGUUGACAUCCCAGCUACUGCUGUGCCAACUCAUCAAUUUUGGCCAGUACAGGUGUACCAUAAAAUUAAAUGGUCGUGCAUGAUCCAGAACCGCGAUGGUCACCAAUCAGAAUUGAGGUGUGCCUUACCAAUCCAUAUUCUAUCAAACAGACUAUUGCAGGAGAACGUCAUAGCAACAGCAAACGCGAGACGGGCGCUAUUUGGACAGUCAGCUGGAGCAGCCAAUCCGCAAACGGCAGAUGAAGCAGCUACAGCAGCUGCUACCGCUGAUUUACCAUCCUACUCUAACCACAUUUACGAUAGAGUUCCAAACGCCAACGUCGUUACUAGUGGUACAAUCCCGUCUGGUUAUGGCAAUCACACAUACUCGCCAUUGGGAGGAUCGCCUGCUCCAAUGUCGCCAUCGGACUCUCGACCAACCACACCAGGUGUGCCAAUACAAGGCUCAAAUCGAGGCAGCUCUGGAAUAGCAACUCCACCUGAUCAGCUUAUUGGUUCUUCGCCAAGCUCACCUACAAAUGGACGAACACUCCCAACGAGACCGCAAAUGAGCUGGGCAGAUAGUGAAUUUUACAUGAGUUUGGGUGAAAUAGCCAGAGCUCAGUCGAGGAAUGCCAGUAACCAGCAACAACAAGCAGCAAACACCAGAUCACCAGGAAGCUCACGUAAUAACUCUCGCAUGGGAUCGCGUCAGCACUCCCGCGCUUCAUCCCGUGCAGGAUCACCAGAGAGAGGGUUCCGGAAUGGUGAUCUCCUACCGCAAAGGCGUGGAUCUGACAGGGAUAGAAGAAGCAGCGAGCAGGAUAUUAGUCAGGCAAUAAGUUUGAAUGAUGAUGACGACGUACAACCACCUCCUCCAUCUGAAGCUAAGGAGAAGCCAACCAGGCCGUCAUUCAGCUCAUCCCACUCACUCAAUAACCUUUUCUCGGGACACUCCUCGCAUAAACUUUCUAAAAGUGUACCGAAAGCGCUUAAACCAUUGACAAGCUUCAAAUCACAUGGACAUUCGGCUUCAUCUAGCAAGAUUCACCAGCAAUCACCAUUAGCAAAUACAUCUCCCGACAAUGGUAAUGAGGAUGAUGAUGAUGACGUUAGCGCUCUGAAUAGAGUUCCUUCUUAUGACGUAGCCAGUAGAGGUUUCCUUGGUGGUGGUGUCGUGCCUUUACCUGAGGGAUUGCCAACGUAUGAUGAGUCACAGACAAACAUGCAGAGAUCAUCUACACUUGACGCAGGAUCAAUGCGAAAGCUGCGACAAGCCGCAGCGAACGAGAAUAUAGUUUCUGGCAAUACCCAGAAUCAGUCAUUGACCGAAAGUCUGAGCCAUAUGAAUCUAGGUCAACAAGGCAACAGCGCUGGCUCGGAAGGUAUGGUAUCUAGGCGUCCAAGCCGCGCAUCCGCCACUUCAAGUAGUAGUCGUCGUCCACAAGUCAAAUUUACACUUGAGCACGAUAGUGAAGACGAAGAAGGUGGAAGCUAGAAAAUCAUCCACACUUUGCGAUAAUUUCCUUUAUUCUCUUCAACCCAACAAAUGGACUGUAUCCAAUCUAUCAUCACGUAUUAUUUCUUAAGCAAGUUUGUUAUGUUCACUUUAUUCGCUUAAUCGUUUGUAGUCAAGAACCGAAAAUAUACAUAUAUUCAUU